AUGAAAUAUGGACAAGAUAUAUCAAAUUCAGCUUGUCUUAAGCUUCCGAGCGGUGCUGAGUGGCCAGUGAAAUUGACAAGGUGCAACGGUAAGGUUUGGUUUGAAAAGGGUUGGCCAGAGUUCUCUAAGUUCUUCUCUUUAGACUACGGUGACUUCCUAGUUUUUCAAUAUGAAGGGAAUUCUGUAUUCCAAGUUUGCAUAUUUGAUAGAACUGCCACAGAAAUUGAUUACCCCAUAGCAAUGCCCGGGAUGGAAGAGACGGAUCAUGAAGAUGAAGAAGAUGAUGAUAUAUCUAUUGAAAUGUUGGAGGAUUCUCCACCCCGCCGGGAAGUUAAGAGGGAGAAUUCUCCAUUACCAUGUCCUUCAUCAUACAAAAAAAUAGAGAACAAGUUGGAGUGA
Molecule: messenger RNA, 399 nt
Organism: Fragaria vesca subsp. vesca
Lineage: Eukaryota; Viridiplantae; Streptophyta; Magnoliopsida; Rosales; Rosaceae
Product: B3 domain-containing protein At1g49475-like
Exons: 1
Coding region: 1-399 (132 amino acids)
Source: RefSeq, a predicted model, not a curated record